This is a messenger RNA of Akanthomyces muscarius, 618 nucleotides long. RefSeq lists its product as uncharacterized. The transcript is spliced from 2 exons. The coding region runs from base 1 to 618 and encodes 205 amino acids. The record is from RefSeq and is a predicted model, not a curated record. Lineage: Eukaryota; Fungi; Ascomycota; Sordariomycetes; Hypocreales; Cordycipitaceae.
AUGCAAACCCAGCUUCGGCCUGUUCGAACGGUGGAGUAUUCCACCAUGGCGUAUAAUACCCUGCCAGACGUGUCCAGCGCCUUUGCCGCAUAUGACAAGUGCAGCGGCGACGCGCUCGCCAAGCACCUCAUGAGGGACCUGUUCCGAACGCACAACGUGCAGGGCACAUUUGGCCUGGUGCUGCUGCACAGACACUGCCUCCUCAGCACCGGCGAGCGGAUGACGGCGAUGCGCGGCGCCAAGAGCCCGGCGCCGAGCCAGCUCGGCGAGCCGGCCGUCUGGAGGGUCAACAUGGCCGACGGCCGGGUGAUUCCCGUCGAGUUCGCCCUCGAGGCCGGCGAGGUGGACUGGCGUGACCUGCGCCUCCAGGUCUUUGUCAAGGAGUUCCUGGCGCUGCUGAUCGAGCACCAGGCGCACAAGCACUUUGGCCUGUGUCUGUACCCGGGCGACGGAUACCCCGGGCACAUUGAAGUCACGGAUGGUCGCAGCACCGUCGGCCUCUCACCAGACGAGGCACACACUCUUCCGCCAGGCGACCUGAGAGAGGCGGCGUGGUUCUACAGCAACGAUCAUUUGGAGCGCGGCUGCAAAAAUUACUGCUUUAAUAGGCGUCAGUGA